Molecule: messenger RNA, 2219 nt
Organism: Chara braunii
Lineage: Eukaryota; Viridiplantae; Streptophyta; Charophyceae; Charales; Characeae
Source: the annotation of a GenBank genome assembly
GGGUUGCGCCCUGAAGGCGAUACCGAAUGCUAAGAUACAGGCUCCAAGAGUGGCGGGCGCAUGCAGCGACGCUCACCUCGGUAGUCUCGAGGGCGAGGAUUAUAAGUGGAGAUGAAGAGGACGCACUCGAGCCGUUUGCUGCCAUCGCGUUGUGCUAUGGCAUGUUGAAGGUACAUCCUAUGGAAAAGGGGGAAGAAGACCCAGAACUGGGCUUCGUAAGAUUUGAUAUGGAUGUGAGUGUGAAGGCUCGGGUGAAACCGAGGUUGGUGGUAGGAGUCCCUAGACAAGGUGACUAUUAUUUUGAGGUGGUUUCAGCACAAACCCCGUGGUGCAAUCGUUGUAGAGAAUUUUAUCAUGAGGAGAAAGACGACUGUUGCCCCGGGAAUGCUGAGGCAGAUCCUUUUGCGGAUAACUUCAACAGGCCAGUACCGCCGUCCCCACCUUUUUCAGGCUUCGUGCCGAUUGGAGAGAAACCCCCUACGACAGGAUUCCGUAGAUUUCCAGGGGGAAACCAGUCGUACCAGGAGAAAUUGACCUCCGGCUCAAGGAAAGGAUCGAGGGAUGAGGGGGAGAAGAAAACCAAGGGAUUAUCGAAAGGGAAGGAAGGGAAACCGCAGCAGCAGACCACGCAGAAGAAGAAGGGGAAGAGCAAGCAAGGGGACCCUAGUGGACAACACUCAAGGGUGAAGGGAGAUCGCUCGAGCCGGGCGGAUGACGGCGUAGAAUCAGAGAGUGAAGGAAACAGCCGGUUAUCCGCAUUGGAGAAAGGGGCGUACAAAGCUUUGUCUAAAGCCUUCAAAUCGGGAAGUGGCGGGAGGGACCACAUGAAGGACAUUUCCUUUCAGGGAUUUGCGAAAGAGGUAAAGAUAAGUGAAGGGUCAGAAGAGGAGAAGGAGGAAGAGGAUGAAGAAGAGGAGAAUGAGAAGGAAUGCGGAGGAUACUUGAUGGAAGAGGAAGGUAGUGGGACAGGGGGAGGAGGGAGAGUGGAAGGUCUGGUGGGCGGAGUGCCGAUCGAAACCCUGAACAGAGGGGACGAUAUUGUUAGAGUUUUAGUUCCCCUCAUAUUCGCUCGUGCUAGCUCAGGCGUGAUGAUUCUGGCUACUCAGUUAGCGGAUGGUUCUAUGGAACAACCAACGGUGGAAUUCAAGGAGUUGCUGACGCAACCAGCGAUCCUAAAGAGGACAAGAUAUAUAGUCCCGAGUUGCCUCCAGAUCAGGGUAAUCCAAGGGAUGAGGACUGGGGUACAUACCGUCGCGUUACCAUCGGGCCAAAAAACGAGAUUCUAUUUUGUUUUUUUGGACGCCAAAAUGGAGAAUACAAUUAAGGACCAGCUCGAAGCUCUGGAUAGAUCUUGGUUUGCCCUAAAUCUCUUGGAUUCAGAUCUCAAUGAGGAUCUCGAAAAGAUCUCAUUGAAGGGUUCCCUAUCCGCCAAAGUGAUAGCGGAAUGGCUCCGUGAUGCGGAAGUGUAUAGAAGUGCUCUAUUUGACGAGUCCUUCAAAGCCACCCUAGGCACCCCAUGGCAGGUGACUUCACCUUCGUCAGGAGGUAGGGAGGGAGCACGGAGACGGAAGAAACCAGAUAACGGGGAAUCACCGAGAGGCCGCAUCCAUGGCAAAAAAGGCCUCUCGUUGACUGAUGCUCAGUAAUGGAAAGAAUUAAGUUUAUUUCGCAAAUGUCGAGUUUUGUCCCUAAUUGUGCUAAUCGUAUCAUAGCUGCUGACUGGAACACAGUACUAAACCCGGGCUUGGAUACGCCAAAAGUGACUCCGAUAAGAUCGGAUAUCAGAUUAUUAAAUGCCUUUCUGACUAGUCAAGGUCUAAUCGAUGCAUUUAGGGUACUCUAUCCUGAGGAUCCGGGAUACACUUGGUUUGGGUCCCAGUCUCCACCGGUAAGGAAGAGGUUGAAUUUCAUGCUUAUGAAGGGAACCCCAUGGGAAACUUGGCAUAGGAUAGAGGUUGGGGUAGGGUCUAUGUCGGAUCACCUGCCAAUCACUGCAAAAUUUCAGAUUUCUCAGGCACAGAAAUUUGGGAGCUCUUACUUUAAAUUGAAUACGCAGCAUCUUAAUGAUCCGGAUUUUCGAGACUGGAUCCGUAACCAUUUCAAGGAAUGGGAAAUGGCUAAGUCUUUAUUCGAGAAGGAGGAAGACUGGUUGGAAGUAGGAUUCAGAAUCCUUCAGGGUUCGCUGAGUAAUAUCUCCCAGAUAAAGGUCAUGGAACGGA